UUCGUACCACUACGCGGAAAGCCAGCGAAGGGUUCGCGUUGGUGGGGAAGAAGUGUAAGAAGCGGCUGCUUCCACUUCGAUUUACUCCCUUUCGAUUCCUUGAUUCCUCAAGCAAUCCUUCUCGUUUUGCUUCUUUCUCCUUCCCUCUCUUGAUCUAAUCGAGAUUUUCGUGGAUUCGAGCUGUUUAAGGUAAUGCGGCUCGCGUUUUGAGGUUUGUUUGAAGCCGCGAUCUUGAGCAGGUGGAGUCGUGACUCGUCUUGGAGGCGGCUGCGGAACGGACGGAGAUGGUGCCUCUGGCAGUUCUGUUGAGGAGGGAGACUUCGAGCGAGAAGAUGGAGAGGCCGGACGUGUUGCAUGGUCAGGCCAGCCAGAGUAAGAAAGGGGAGGACUUUACCCUCAUUAAGACAGCUCUCCAACGCGAUCCGGGUGAUUCUGACGCCACAUUCUCGGUCUUUGCGCUAUUUGACGGUCAUAAUGGUUCUGGAGCUGCUAUAUACACAAAAGAAAAACUUUUGGAUAAUAUAUUGGGUGCAAUUCCUUCAGAUCUUAAUAGGGAUGAGUGGUUAGCUGCUCUACCACGAGCUUUGGUCGCAGGAUUUGUAAAAACAGAUAAACAAUUUCAAAAUAUAGCUCUUACUUCAGGAACUACUGUCACAUUUGUCAUAAUAGACGGAUGGGUAGUAACUGUAGCAUCAGUUGGUGAUUCAAGAUGCAUUCUUGAAUCUGCCGAAGGUUCUGUGCUUUAUUUAUCAGCAGAUCACCGUCUAGAAGUCAAUGCAGAGGAGGUUGAUCGCAUAAUAGCAAGUGGAGGCGAGGUUGGGAGAUUGAAUAUAGUUGGAGGCGCAGAGAUCGGUCCUCUCAGGUGUUGGCCAGGUGGUUUAUGUUUAUCGAGAUCGAUUGGUGAUAAGGAUGUAGGUGAACUUAUUGUUCCUGUACCUCAUGUUAAGCAAGUGAAGCUCUCAAAUGCUGGAGAUCGACUUAUUAUCGCAAGUGAUGGUGUUUGGGAUGCUUUGACUCCUCAAAUGGCAUUGAAUUGCUCGCGUGGCCUGCCGGCAGAUGUCGCAGCCCAUCAAAUUGUCAAGGAAGCCGUGCAAGUGGAAGGACUCAAAGAUGAUACUACUUGCAUUGUGAUCGAUAUAUUACCACCAGAGAAAAUAACUCCUACUGCACCACCAACCAAGAAACAAGGAAUGCGUGUACUCAAACAAAUGUUCAGGCGGAAGUCUUCCGAGUUAUCAUCUAAUUCUGAUAGGAACUUUGUGGAGCCAGAUGUUGUGGAGGAAAUAUUCGAAGGAGAGUCUGCACUGCUCUCCCAAAGGUUGAACGCAGCGUAUCCAAUCCACAACCUGUUCAAGCUUUACAUAUGUGCAAUAUGCCAGAUCAAGAUGAAACCUGAUGAGAGCUUUUCUGUCAAUGGAAAUUCACAUCAGUCUGGAAGACUGCAACCCUGGGAUGGUCCAUUUAUUUGCCGAAGUUGUCAAGAGAAAAAGGAAGCAAUGGAAGGAAGACGACCUUCAAGAGAUUCUUCUUUUCGAAAAAGUUCAGGAAGUGAGUAGGCCUGUGAAAUAUCAUUAGUUUAGAACUGAAGAAUUCAUGCACAUGAAGCGACAGUGAGGAUAUAUUUCCUGCAUUCACUGGCCAUCAUCAAGCUAUGCUCUUGCAGAGAUAAGAAUGGAAGGUUUUUAAUCCUUGAACUAAAAAACUGUAUUUAGUUGAGCAUCUCCUCACAAAUUAUAGAAGACUUAAACAAACUGAUCUUUCUGCUUAAAAUCUCUUCAAAGUUCCUGACCCAAUUAUUUCUAGAUUUGUACAUAACAUUAAGAGAAAAUUAGAGUGAUCACUCGCAUUUCUACCAAUUUAUAUAUACACUGGGCGAUUGUAGAACUUCCCUCCUAAUUGCUUAUUGUCACAUAAGAUUAUGCUCUCAUCAAAUGAUUGGAGAAAUUGAUUAAUUGGGUGUAUUACUGUUUAAUGUGAUACUAAUCUAUGAUAUGUUCUUGGAAUA
This is a messenger RNA of Zingiber officinale, 2005 nucleotides long. Its product is annotated as probable protein phosphatase 2C 12. The coding region runs from base 285 to 1556 and encodes 423 amino acids. The transcript has 9 exons. The record is from RefSeq and is a predicted model, not a curated record. Gene Ontology annotation, molecular function: protein serine/threonine phosphatase activity. NCBI's taxonomy places the organism in Eukaryota, Viridiplantae, Streptophyta, Magnoliopsida, Zingiberales, Zingiberaceae. Gene Ontology annotation, biological process: protein dephosphorylation.